Molecule: messenger RNA, 663 nt
Organism: Spirometra erinaceieuropaei
Lineage: Eukaryota; Metazoa; Platyhelminthes; Cestoda; Diphyllobothriidea; Diphyllobothriidae
Source: the annotation of a GenBank genome assembly
AUGGUUGGGCGUUUCCAUCGCCAGCUAAAGACUGCCCUGCGUGCCGUAGACUACCCAGGAAACUGGUCGGACUACCUUUCUCUUGCAAUCCUCGGCAUCCGCACAGCUUUGAAGUCAGUUCUGGGCUGUAGCUCAGCUGAAUUGCUUUUCGGCACUACCCUCCGACUGCCAGGCGAGAUGAUCACCCCAAGCUCUCGUAUGGCCGACGAGACUACUGACAACCUUGCGCACCGUUUGCGGCAAUUUUUGCGCUCGCUUUCCCCGGUUCCACCUCGAACCCCAAUAACUGAGUCUUAUGUCGAAAAAGACUUGGGCAACUGUGCUCACGCGUUCGUCCGGUGUAAUCGUGUGCGCUAUCCGCUGGACUCACCAUACGAAGGACUGUUCCGCGUACUCCCUCUCAACGCCAAGACCUGCCGGAUUCUUCGCGGUGACAAGGAGGACGUGGUCAGUGUCUAUCGGGUCAAGGCUACUGUCGCAGAGGAGCCGCCGGACCUGUCACAAGGACAAAAAUUUGUUGACCCUCUAACCCUGUUCCUCCGUCUUCCCUAUCCCCCGCUCAUUCACCCUGCCCACUGCCUCUCCCUUCCCCUCCUUUGUCCUCUUCCCUUCCAUCCCGCAUACUUCCUCUCCCUUUAUGUCUACAGCAUCCAACUAGAUUAG